Octopus sinensis (East Asian common octopus) is the source of this 8974-nucleotide messenger RNA. Its product is annotated as neurogenic locus notch homolog protein 1. The record is from RefSeq and is a predicted model, not a curated record. NCBI's taxonomy places the organism in Eukaryota, Metazoa, Mollusca, Cephalopoda, Octopoda, Octopodidae. Gene Ontology annotation, biological process: establishment or maintenance of epithelial cell apical/basal polarity; heterophilic cell-cell adhesion. Gene Ontology annotation, cellular component: protein-containing complex; plasma membrane. Gene Ontology annotation, molecular function: calcium ion binding.
AGACAUUCGGUCCAGGCAGCGGACGGCACCCAUCAACCGGACCUCCAACAAAGCCGAACUAUGAAGACAUUUCACUUGUUUGGUCUCAUUGUGAUGGCCGCCAUCAUUUCUCAGUUAUAUACAGAAGUUGACGGAAAAUACCUCGGAUGUUACCAAGAUAAAGUUAGCCCAAGGUUAAUGAAUUUCGUGCGACAUUAUGUAGAAAGUGUAACACAGUGUCUCAGAAUUUGCCACUCGCAUAAUUUUAAGUAUGCUGGACUACAAUAUGGCACAAAAUGUUUUUGCGGAAAUCGAUACGAUACAUAUGGAAAAUCAAUGGGUUGCUACAGGAAAUGCAAAAGCGGCGAAUUGUGUGGCGGAUACUUGGCAAGUUCAGUGUAUACCUCUGAACCACCUAAAGAAAGUUGUAUAAACGCUGUUGCUGACGUGGUAUUUGCGUUGGAUGAAUCUGGCAGUGUGACAAGCUCAAACUUCUUCAUUGUGAAACAAUUCGUAAAAGACCUCAUCCACGCCUUCCCAGUUUCCUAUACCGGUGUUCACAUUGGCAUAAUUACAUUCAGUUCGAAAGUGAAAAAUGAAUUCAAUUUGAACACGUACUACACUUACGGAGAAUUAUUCAAAGCCAUUGAUCAGAUCGAGUACAACGAAGGCGCCACAUAUACGAAUAAGGCUCUGGAUUUUAUACGAUUGCAUUCAUUGACUCCUGAAGCGGGAGACAGGAAAAAUGUUCCAAAUAUAGUUAUUGUUAUCACGGACGGGAAGUCAUCCCGUUCCGAUGACACAAAACAAGCAGCAGAAUUAUUAAAGUCAACCGGAGCUGUAAUCUUUGCUAUAGGCGUUGGAAAGGAGAUAUCAAAUGAGGAACUUCUUAGAAUAUCUUCUGAUGAAAAUAACAAAAAUGUGUUCACUGUAAUGAAUUUCUCGGCAUUAAAAAGUAUUGAAAAGAAUUUAAUUGUGAAAGCGUGCGAUGAUAUCGAACCAUGCGCUCGUAAACCCUGUAAAAAUGAAGGAACAUGUUCAAAGAAUGGCACAAAUUUUGUUUGUACGUGUAAAUUUGGAUAUACAGGCCGUGACUGUUCAAUCGCGGAUCCUUGUACGAGUAGGCCUUGCCAAAAUGGAGGAUUCUGUGCAAAACGUGGUACAAGUUAUCUCUGCUUUUGUCCAGCAGGCUUCAGAGGAAGACAUUGUUCUAUAGGAAAUCCAUGUGCGUUGAGACCUUGUAAGAAUGGUGGAAUAUGUUUGCAGAAUACAAAAGGAUUUACUUGCGAAUGUAAACCAGGAUAUAGAGGAAGUGAUUGUUCUAUAUUGGAUCCUUGUAGCAGCCAACCUUGUCAAUAUGAAGGAAUUUGCAGUAAUACAAGAGAUGGAUUUGUAUGUCGUUGCAAGCCUGGUUUUAGAGGGAUCGAUUGCUCUACAGUUGACCCUUGCAGCAGCAAUCCGUGUCUCUAUGGUGGUUCCUGUUCAAAUCAAGGAGCAAAUUUUACCUGUCAGUGUAGGCCAGAAUUCAGAGGAAAUGACUGUUCUAUUAUUGACCCAUGCAGUUUAACGCCUUGUAAAUAUGAAGGGAAAUGCAUAAAUCAUGGCUUUAAUUACUCCUGUCUAUGUAAACCGGGAUUUAGAGGUAUCGACUGCUCCAUUAUCGAUCCUUGCAGCACAGAUCCUUGUAAGAACGGAGGCUCAUGUACAAAACAAGGAACAGAUUUUGAAUGCAAAUGUAUUCCUGGUUUUACAGGGGAAACCUGCGAUGUUGUUGAUCCUUGUAGCAGUAAACCAUGUUUAAAUGAUGGGGUGUGCAUAAAUCAAGGAACUUCUUUCAAAUGUAUAUGUAAGACAGCUUACAGUGGAUAUGUCUGUUCUGUGGUUGAUCCAUGCAGUAGCUCACCAUGUCUUUAUGGAGGCAUAUGUUCUAACCAAGGAACGGAUUAUAUAUGUCAGUGUCAGCUGGGAUACACGGGAAACGAUUGUUCUACAGUUGAUCCAUGCAGCAGCAACCCUUGUCAAAAUGGAGGUCUUUGUUCUAACGUAAAUACAAGUUUUUCCUGUCAGUGUCAACCAGGGUACAGAGGAAAUGAUUGUUCGAUAGUUGAUCCAUGCAGCAGUCAUCCAUGCCACAAUGGAGCCGUGUGUACGAACAAGGGACGUAACUACAGUUGUCAAUGUUUACCGGGAUACAGAGGGUUCAAUUGUUCCAUAGUGGAUCCGUGCGACAGUAAUCCGUGUCAGAAUAAUGGACAAUGUUUAAACAAGGACUCGGAUUUUGUAUGUCAAUGUCUGCCCGGCUACAGAGGAGUUGACUGUUCCAUAAAUGAUCCCUGCAGCAGCAAUCCAUGUUCUAAUAAUGGAGAUUGUUCAAAUCAAGGAGGUGACUAUACGUGCAAAUGUAUUCCUGGUUAUCGGGGAAAGAAUUGCUCUAUAGUUGAUCCAUGUAGCAGUGAUCCUUGUGAAAAUGGAGCAACGUGUACAAAUAAUAACACAGAUUUCAUAUGCCAGUGUCCACCGGGAUUUCAAGGAACAAAUUGCGCCAUUGUUGAGCCAUGCAGCAGCAGACCUUGUAAGAAUAAUGGGAUAUGUUCGAACCUUGGAACAAAUUAUACGUGCCAGUGCUUACCAGGAUUUAGAGGCGAUAAUUGUGAUAUAGUCGAUCCAUGUAGCAGUGGGCCAUGUAACAAUGGAGGAAACUGUUCAAAUCUCGGAUCGACAUACAAAUGCAACUGCCUUCCAGGAUUUAGAGGAAAAGAAUGCGAAAUAGUCGAUCCUUGUAGCAGUAAUCCAUGCAAAAACGGAGGUGAAUGCACGAAGCAGGGAAAGAAAUUCAUUUGUGACUGUGAACCAGGAUAUAGAGGAUAUGAUUGCUCAAUAGUCGAUCCAUGUAGUAGUGACCCAUGCCAAAAUGAAGGAAAAUGUACAAACGCCGGCCAUAAUUUCACAUGUAAUUGUAAUCCAGGUUUCAGAGGAACAGUUUGUUCUAUAAUUGAUCCAUGUGGUAAUAAACCGUGUCAAAAUGGAGCGCUUUGUUCAAAUAUAGGAUCGAACUUUACAUGUCAUUGUCUGCCAGGCUUUAUAGGAGACACAUGCGAAAUAUACGAUCCUUGCAGUAGUGACCCUUGCCAAAAUGAAGGAAUAUGCACAAAUGAAGAACCAGCCUUUAGCUGCUUGUGCAUGCCUGGAUAUACGAAAUCAGAUUGUUCUGGUGUCGAUCCAUGCAGCAGUAGUCCAUGUGAAAACGAUGCACUAUGUAUAAAUGCUGGAUCAUCCUUCACUUGUAUAUGCAAACCAGGAUUCCGAGGAAAUACUUGUCUCAUCGUUGAUCCCUGCAGCAGUGGACCGUGUCAAUAUGGAGGAACAUGCACAAACAACGGAUCAAAUUAUACAUGUGAUUGCAAUAUUGGAUACAUUGGACAGAACUGUUCUGUAUUCGAUCCAUGCAGCAGUGAUCCAUGUCAAUAUGAGGGAACAUGCUUAAACCACGACACGACAUAUCAAUGUGCAUGCAAGCUUGGAUACAGAGGGAAGGAUUGUUCAAUAGUUGAUCCCUGUAGCAGUAAUCCAUGCCAGAAUGAAGGACUCUGCACAAACGAUGGUUACGAUUUCACAUGUCAGUGUAUGGAAGGUUUUAGAGGAUCUCGCUGUGAAAUAGUUGACCCAUGCAGUUCUGGUCCCUGUCAAAACGAAGGAAUUUGCAGAAAUCAAGGAAAAAAUUACACAUGUCAGUGUAACCCAGGUUUCAGAGGUUACGAUUGUUCUAUUGUUGACCCAUGUAGCAGCACUCCAUGUCAAUAUGGAGGAACGUGCACCAAUGAAGGAAGAAACUUUACUUGUCAAUGUACGCCAGGAUAUAGAGGAGGAGAUUGUUCUGUAGUUGAUCCAUGCAGCAUUGACCCAUGUAAGAACGCUGGAACAUGUUCAAACAAUGGCUCAGAUUAUAUGUGUCUAUGUGUCCCUGGAUAUCGAGGAAAAGAUUGUUCUAUAGUUGAUCCGUGCAGCAGCAAUCCGUGUCAAAAUGGAGGCAUCUGUUCCAAUCAAGGAAAGAAUUUUACAUGUAAAUGCCCGCCGACAUUUAAGAAAUUCGAUUGUUCUUUAAUUCAUCCGUGUGGUAGCAAUCCAUGUGAAAAUGGAGGUAUUUGUUUGAAUAAUGGAUCAAAUUUUCUAUGCCAGUGUAAUCCAGGAUUUAGGGGAAAAGAUUGUUCCAUAGUGGAUCCCUGUAGCAGUAAUCCGUGUCAAAAUGGCGGCAAGUGUACUAAUGCAGGCGCAAAUUUUACGUGCAACUGUCUUCCAGGAUUUAGAGGAAAUCUUUGCUUAAUAGUUGAUCCGUGUAGUAGCAACCCGUGUGAUAAUGAAGGCAUAUGCUUAAACCGAGGACGUAAUUACUCAUGUGAAUGCAAACCUGGUUUCAGGGGACAUAACUGUUCAAUAGUUGAUCCAUGCAGUAGUACUCCAUGUCAGAAUGGAGGAGAAUGCACAAACGUCGGGUCUACUUUUGUGUGUAAUUGUGCUGUCGGUUAUACACUUAGCAAUUGCUCCGAAUUCAACCCUUGCCACAGUGACCCCUGCCAAAACAACGGAACAUGUAGUAUCACAGAAUCAGAUUACGAAUGUCAAUGUCUUCCAGGAUUCAAGGGACCUACGUGUUCAAUUAUUGACCCAUGUAGCAGCGGUCCAUGUCGAUACGGUGGAAAAUGCUCAAAUCACGGAUCUGUUUUCAAAUGCAAGUGCAAACCAGGUUAUAGGGGAACACAUUGCUCAAUAAUUGACCCAUGUAGCAGCAACCCAUGUAAACAUGGAGGAACAUGUUUCAAUAGGGGAAGUAAUUUUACAUGUGACUGCAAUCUUGGAUUUAGAGGCCCUACGUGUUCUAUUGUCGACCCUUGUAGUAGUAAUCCGUGUCAAAAUGGCGGCAUUUGCUCAAACCAUGGAGAAAAUUAUACUUGCGAAUGUUUACAAGGAUACAAAGGAAAUGAUUGUUCAGUCGUAUCUCCAUGUGACAAGAAUCCGUGUUUGAAUAACGGCCUAUGUAAAAACAACGCAACGAAUUUCAUAUGUGACUGUCAAAUUGGAUAUAGCGGAGAGACCUGUUCUGAUGUUAUCCCCUGCGAUAGAGAGCCGUGUCAAAAUGAAGGAGAUUGUACAAACGAAGGAGAGGAUUACAAAUGCGAAUGUAAAGAGGGCUUCAAAGGAAAGGACUGUGAAAUUGUUGACCCAUGCAGCAGUAACCCAUGUGAUAAUGGUGGAACAUGCAAAAACCGUGGUGAAACUUACAAAUGCUUUUGUUCGCCUGGAUAUAGUGGAUCAGAUUGCUCAAUAGUCGAUCCAUGUAAAAGCCAGCCAUGCGAAAAUGGUGCGACCUGUGUAAACAACGGGACAAAAUACACUUGCAAAUGUACACCCAGCUACGGUGGUAAAGACUGUACGAAAUUUAAGCCAUGCAGUAUGGCACCGUGUGUAAAUGGUGGAACAUGUUUAGAAACUGGUUCUACUUACGUAUGCCUUUGCUUAACCGGAUACUUCGGAAGGAAUUGCUCAAAAGUUGACCCCUGCAAAAGUGCACCUUGUCUGAAUCAUGCAACCUGUAGUUCCAAUAUGUUGAAUUACACUUGCCAUUGUCCAACCGGGUUCAAAGGAAAGAAUUGUGAAAUUGCUGUACCAUGUAGCAGCAAUCCAUGUGAAAAUGGUGGAAAAUGCAUAAACCAAGGUUUGAAUUUCACAUGUCGUUGUUUACCCGGAUAUCGAGGAAAGACUUGUUCAAUCGCUGAUCCUUGUAGCAGCGAUCCAUGUCAAAACGGAGGAGUAUGUGAGAAUCAAGGAUUCAAUUAUACUUGUCGUUGUCUACCUGGAUUUGGAGGGGAAGAUUGUGAAAUUGUUGAUCCAUGCAGCAGUAAUCCCUGCAACAAUGGCGGAAGUUGCAUAAAUAAUAGGACAUCCUUCACAUGCCACUGUACACCAGGAUAUAGAGGAAAUGCCUGCACAAUUCUCGAUCCUUGUAGUAGUCAUCCGUGUCAAAAUGGCGGAAAAUGUACCAAUGUCGGUUCAAAUUUUACGUGCGAAUGUUUACCUGGAUUCAGAGACGAAGUCUGCUCAACAGUUGAUCCAUGUCACAGUCAACCCUGCGAAAAUGGUGGAAUCUGUAAGAUCAUAGGUACAGAUUUUGCAUGUUAUUGUAGAAGUGGAUAUUAUGGAAGGAAUUGCUCAAUAGCUGAUCCGUGCCGCGUUCGUCCCUGCAAAACAAUGCCACGCGCCUCCACAAGUUUAAUAUUAUUCAUCAUGAUAUUCAGUAGACUAAAGUCACGCGAUGGAGGUUCGGCGCCCAUGACUGAAGAUUCUCGUGACCCUUGCCUAAGUCAACCAUGUAAUAAUGGGGCAACAUGCUUGAACAACGGAUCGAACUUUAGCUGCCAAUGUCCUCCCGGAUUCAAUGCUCGGUGCUCAGUAGUUGAUCCUUGCCACAGUGAUCCAUGCAAGAAUGGAGGUACAUGCCAAGAGGAAGAUUCAAGUUACAUAUGUCUAUGUCCACCAGGGUUUGGAGGAGAUGACUGUUCAAUAGUUGAUCCUUGCUACAGUGAUCCAUGUAAAAAUGGAGGUACAUGCCAAGAAGAAGAUUCAAGUUACAGAUGUCUAUGUCCAGGGUUUGGCGGAGAUGACUGCUCAAUAGUUGAUCCUUGCCACAGCGAUCCAUGCAAGAAUGGAGGUACAUGCCAAGAAGAAGAUUCAAGUUACAGAUGUCUAUGUCCACCAGGGUUUGGAGGAGAUGACUGUUCAAUAGUGGAUCCAUGUAGCAGUCAACCAUGUCUAAAUGGAGCAUCGUGUAUCAACAACGGUUCAACGUUUAUUUGUCAAUGUCAACUUGGAUUCAAGGGUCUUCUCUGUACGAUAGUUGAUCCUUGCCACAGUGAUCCAUGCAAGAAUGGAGGUACAUGCCAAGAGGAAGAUUCAAGUUAUAGAUGUAUAUGUCCACCAGGUUUUGGAGGAGAUGACUGUUCACUGGUUGCUCCAUGCAGUUCCGAUCCUUGUCUAAAUGAUGGAAUAUGUGUCGAGGAAGGAUCCGAAUUCACUUGUCAAUGCAAGGCAGGAUUUACUGGAAAAGAUUGUUCCAAAGUCGACAUCUGCCAUUGUAACCCUUGCAAGAAUAAUGGAAUAUGUACCAGCAACGGCGAUUCAUUUUCCUGUGAAUGUAAGUCUGGUUUCAAAGGAACUGAUUGUGCUGAAGUUACUUCGCCGUGUGUUUGUAGCGUCUUUGGAGAUACCCAUUAUCAGACAUUCGAUGGUCAAAUUAUCCAUUUCAUGGGUACAUGCAAGUACCAACUGGUAAUUGAUAAGCCCAACUAUAAUCUGACACAUUUCGAAGUGGAUGUAAAGAACGAGAAAAGAGGACAUUCGGAUAUUUUUUACGAGCGCACAGUCGAGGUUCAGCUACAGAACACUACAGUCCGGCUUCUGCCGUUUAAUAGAAUUACGGUAAACUCAGAGGAAAGAUCAUUUCCAAUCCUCGACUCUACAGAAUUUUCAGCUUAUUUCGCAGCUGGCUGGACACUACUCAAAACAGAUUGGGGUCUAAAAGUAGAAUUUGACGGAAUUCAUCAAGUGAUCAUAACACUCCCGGCAACAUUUGCAAACAAAGUAACUGGACUUUGUGGUGAUUGUAACGGUUAUCAAGAUGAAAUGCACAAAAAGACAGAGAAGGAAAUUUUGCACAGCCCUACGAAGUUUACAGAUAUUGUGAAAAGUUAUCGAAUUCCAGAUGAAGACGAUACUCCUGACACAACAUGCGAAGCUAAUAAAAUCCCAAGCGAAUGUUGUAAAGAAAAGACAAUUCAAUGUGAACUAAUUACAAACAGUUCAGCAUUUGCAACUUGCAGAAUCAAUCAUGGAGCAAAUCUGUUUGAAACUUUCUUAGAUUCCUGUAAACGAGACAUUUGCAUAUAUGGUGAUGACGAGCCGAGUCUGAAAAUCGCUUUAUGUCGAGUGACUGAAUCAUUGGCAAAAUCUUGUCAAAUGGCAGGCACAAUUGUUAAUUGGAGACAGAGUUUCAAUUGCACAAAAGUUUGUCCAAAUAAACAAAUCUACAAGAUCCGAACUCCCACUUGCCAACCAACAUGCGUGAAUACUUCUCCAAAUUGCACAACGUAUACCGACGGUUGUGUAUGCGAACCUGAUUAUAUUCUUAGUGGUUCGGAAUGUGUUCCUAAAUCAAAAUGUGGCUGUCAAAAUGAAAAUCGUUAUCUACCAGUGCUGGAAGGUUAUUACUCUUCGGAUUGUCUAAAUAAAACCGAAUGCCAAGAAGGUCGGAAAGUAAUUAUGAAACCGAAAGUUCCCUGUGGUGAAAACAGCCAAUGCAGAAUUAAGGAUGGCAAACGUGGCUGUUUCUGCGACGAUGGAUUCACAUUUUACAAAGGCAAAUGUGAAAUGCUGGGGUCGACAGAUUUCAUUCGUGUACAGAAUGCUAAGUUAGAUACGAUACCCAUCUUUACGUAUGUGGUUCCACACCCUAAUUUGUGCGCGAAGAAAUGCCAGGAAUUAAAAGGAUGCCGGUCUUUCAACUAUGACAACGACCACGAAAUUUGUGAAUUGCUCUCUAGAAAUGCGGCUUCAAACAAUGUUUUGAGAUCCAUCGAUUGUAAAAACAGAGAUUAUUAUCAACGUAAAGGAUUUAAAAAUAUCAUUAAAGGAGCAAGUGUCGCCGAAUGUAGCAAACUAGUUGAAUAUCAUGCAGUAAAGACCUUUGCCGAUUGCUCUGCAUUGUGCGUUAUAAAGCAAUGCGUAGCCGAUGAGUAUUCCGAAAGCAAGCAAAUAUGCAAAGUAAUACCAACCAAUAGGAAUAGUUUUGAAUUAUACGGUAACGAGCCAUGGACCUUUUACGGACGAAACAUUUAAUCUUCUUUGCUGCGUGGAGGUCAAUCUACCAACCCCGUCAUAUUUUCUUUCUUGCAUAUGUCAAUAGCAUGUAAUGAUAUUUCCAAAAAUAAAAAUUUACCUCAUUUGA